Molecule: messenger RNA, 1632 nt
Organism: Capronia epimyces CBS 606.96
Lineage: Eukaryota; Fungi; Ascomycota; Eurotiomycetes; Chaetothyriales; Herpotrichiellaceae
Exons: 1
Coding region: 1-1632 (543 amino acids)
Source: RefSeq, a predicted model, not a curated record
AUGGCUACUGGUUCAAAGGCCGACCUGGAUGGUUCUUGGGUGGUCCAUGACCAGGGUGAGGAUACCCUCAGUAGGCACGACGAUUCUGCCGCUUCGGACUCUUCCGCCGAGGACCCGAGAAGAACCAAGCCGAAGAAGCCAAAUCCGUCUGGACGAACGCCUGCUGCUGGCCGCUCCAAGCCCUCGAGAAAGAGGGCAGCUGCGCCCCCCGAACCGGAGUUCAUCAUGCCAUCACCCUUCACCACGACCAGCGUGCCUGUGAUUGACCGGUUGGUCAACAAGCACAAAGGCCAUACGGAUACCCCUUCCAGAGUCACUUCGCCAAAGCAGCAGCACUAUGACCGAGUAGCGACGGUGUCAGCCACGGCCUCGGUGCAAGAAGCUUCACAAGACACAGUCGCAUCCAAAGCAGCCCAUCAGCUGGUCCUAUUUUUGGGCCAUACUGCCGAGUGGACUCUGGACAUUGUCGGUCAGACUCUGAAGGCGUUGAAGAGGCCUAUCUCAUGGUUACUAGCGGCGUAUCUAUUCGCCGGCAUAUUAAUGCUGGUGCAAAAUCUCCUCACGGCUUCCAUCUACACCGCGUUAUCGCCUAUUUGUCGAAUCCCAGGCAUAUCUUUUCUCCACCUGCCCAUCUGCCAGUACGGUGUGUCUAAUCCCGACACUCCCUCUCUAGGGGCGGGGAUGUCUGCGCCUGUCGAAUUCGACGCGUUGAUGAAGACGCAAUCCCACUUUGAAGAGAUCCUCUCUGAAUCCGCCACCGGCGUCACUCUGCCUCUCGACAUGAAACGGUCCGAGACCUCGAUCCGCGACCUCAGGCAGAUCGUACGGUACUCGCAACUGUCCUCACGCAAUGAACUAGUGCUUGAAUUUGACGGGUUUAUUGAAACAGCGCGUAUCGCCAGUUACGACCUCCAGAAGUUCAACUCGCACGUCGGACGCGGCGUGGACAUCGUGCUUAGCACAGCACGCUGGACACAGCGUGUGCUGGACGACAUGGCGACCAAGCAGUCGACGCGUGGGCUGGUCCCGGCGUUCAUCCAAGACCGACUGCUUGCCCCGUUCAAGCCUAUCCCGUUCACCGAAUCGCGGUUGCUGGAGCAAUACAUAGCGCACACGAGGGUGGUAGGCGAGGAGAUUGAACGGCUGAUCGAGGAAGCACAGGCGCUGCUUCUUGUGUUGCAGAACCUUGAGGACCGGCUGGAGGUGAUCCAUUCGGUAGCCCUGCAUGACAAUGUCGCCGCGCAGGCUGGCAAGGACGAGAUACUCGGACACCUGUGGACAUUGCUGGGCGGGAACCGGGCGCAGCUGGGCAAGUACAACAAGCAGCUGACGCUGCUACGACAGGUUGGACAGUAUCGCAAGAUCGCAUGGGCACAUGUGUCGGCUACAAUCCUCAAGUUGCAAGCUAUGGGAGCGGAGCUGGAAGAGUUGCGGACGCGCGUGGCCAGCGCCGAGGUUCUCCAGCACCAUCGAGAGAUCCCACUCAGCGUGCAUGUCGAGAGCAUCCGGUUAGGCGUGGAGAGGCUGGAGCAGGGCCGAGACCGGGCCAGACAGUUGGAGCAAGCUCAUGUCCGCCGGGUCAUUGAUGGGGCAGAAAUUGAGCAGGUGUUGCCUAGGUUGGGUCAUACAUGA